AUGGAGAUACAUGUGGCCAUGUCCUUCAUGGUGCUGUUCAUGGCUGCGAGACUGACUUCUGAUAACAUAGGGAGAGGAUCUGCCCACCCCACCACCACUCUACCACCUCCACUACCCACCCCACCACCACUCUACCACCUCCACUACCCACCCCACCACCACUCUACCACCUCCAGCUACCCACCCCACCACUCUACCACCUCCACUACCCAACCCACCACCACUCUACCACCUCCACUACCCACCCCACCACCACUCUACCACCUCCACUACCCACUUCACCACCACUCUACCACCUCCACUACCUACCCCACCACCACUCUACCACCUCCACUACCCACCCCACCACCACUCUACCACCUCCACUACCCAACCCACCACCACUCUACCACCUCCAGCAACCCACCCCACCACCACUCUACCACCUCCACUACCCACCCCACCACUCUACCACCUCCACUACCCACCCCACCACCACUCUACCACCUCCAGCUACCCACCCCACCACCACUCUACCACCUCCAGCAACCCACCCCACCACCACUCUACCACCUCCACUACCCACCCCACCACCACUCUACCACCUCCACUACCCACCCCACCACCACUCUAUCACCUCCACUACCCACCUCACCACCACUCUACCACCUCCACUACCUACCCCACCACCACUCUACCACCUCCACUACCCACCCCACCACCACUCUACCACCUCCACUACCCACCCCACCACCACUCUACCACCUCCACUACCCACCCCACCACCACUCUACCACCUCCAGCAACCCACCCCACCACCACUCUACCACCUCCAGCAACCCACCCCACCACCACUCUACCACCUCCAGCAACCCACCCCACCACCACUCUACCACCUCCACUACCCACCCCACCACCACUCUACCACCUCCACUACCCAACCCACCACCACUCUACCACCUCCAGCUACCCACCCCACCACUCUACCACCUCCACUACCCACCCCACCACCACUCUACCACCUCCACUACCCAACCCACCACCACUCUACCACCUCCACUACCCACCCCACCACUCUACCACCUCCACUACCCACCCCACCACCACUCUACCACCUCCACUACCCAACCCACCACCACUCUACCACCUCCAGCUACCCACCCCACCACUCUACCACCUCCACUACCCAACCCACCACCACUCUACCACCUCCACUACCCACCCCACCACCACUCUACCACCUCCACUACCCAACCCACCACCACUCUACCACCUCCAGCAACCCACCCCACCACCACUCUACCACCUCCACUACCCACCCCACCACUCUACCACCUCCACUACCCACCCCACCACCACUCUACCACCUCCAGCUACCCAGGGCACCCCAGACACCCCACACUCCGAGGCCACUCCAGACACCACGGAAACCCCAGACACCCCACCUGA
Messenger RNA from Conger conger (European conger), 1428 nucleotides. RefSeq lists its product as uncharacterized. Bases 1 to 1428 code for a protein of 475 amino acids. The transcript has a single exon. The record is from RefSeq and is a predicted model, not a curated record. NCBI's taxonomy places the organism in Eukaryota, Metazoa, Chordata, Actinopteri, Anguilliformes, Congridae.